This is a messenger RNA of Chiloscyllium plagiosum (whitespotted bambooshark), 1929 nucleotides long. RefSeq lists its product as uncharacterized. NCBI's taxonomy places the organism in Eukaryota, Metazoa, Chordata, Chondrichthyes, Orectolobiformes, Hemiscylliidae. The record is from RefSeq and is a predicted model, not a curated record.
AUCGAAAUGGAAAAUAGAUUCAAAACCACAUUAUAUAAUGCUAUUAAUUGAAUUAUUUUAAUUAGUCCCAUGUCGUGAUGGCUAGAAUAACAGAUUUUGACUCUGAGCUUCAGAAAUUUCUGGAAAGAUUUUGUAACGAUUUCAGAAUGAGCUCAUCACAUUAAGCCUAGAAGAGAGAAAAGAGAAUUAAAAUUAAAAAAAAGUAAAGUAACAUCUAAUGAUUUUCUUAUUGUGAACUGUUCCAAAGGAUGAUAGAAUUCAAGAUCUUAAUGCCAAUAAUACAUACUUCAAUCCCAGGCCAUUCCAAGUCCUACCCGUCAAUUCUAGAGUUACUUUCAUUAGUGACUGUGUUGUAGAUGAUUAUCACACAGGAUUGGCUGAUAUUUUGAUUCUACCGGAGCUGGCACCUGUUGCUUCUCAUCAGUCCCAGACUGAGACAGAGAAGAACGAGAGGGGCAGCUCGAGACCUCAGCACCACAUAAAAUCAGGACUUUUAUAUAGAACUGCCUUACUUCUGAAAGAUAUCAAAUCUAACAUGGAGGAAGACAUUUUCAAAUCAGUCGAGGAAGAUCUCGCGGAUGCAAUACAAGAAAUAGUACCUCAAGAAAAGCCCCUGCUAAAUCAAGAUGUUCCUAUAUUGAAGAAAAGUAAAAAGAUCAGUGAAAAAUCAGACGACACAGAAAAGGAAGAAGAUGAGUUACAAAUUGAGGAAGUAAAGGCAGAAAAAUAUAAGGGUGCACAUGAUAGACAAAUGGCCAGACAAAAAUCAAGUACUGAAGCACAAAAGGAUAGAAAACUGAGCAGUAAGAAGCCAGAGGAAGUGAAGUUGCAAAAAGAGGCUAUUGAAAGAAUUCAAGCAAAGCAGAUUGCUGAAGAGGACCCUUGGGCACAAAUCACCUUAAAUCGAUGCAUUAUAAUUGCUGCAGCAUUUGUGGUGUUCAGCAUGGGUGUCCAGUUGAUUGUAGAUGGUUGUCUCACACAGACUACUUUCACAGGUGUUUUUGAAGUAGACGAUAUGUUGGUGUAUUCUGACAGUGACUUUCUUGAUAAUGAAGAUUUGAAAUUGGCAGAAAGGACUAUGCUAGAGGAUCAGAUAGCGAUCACAGAAACUGAGAAAGCCAUCAAUGAACUUGAGAAGAAGUUUCCUCCUCAAACUCCUGUCAGAACAGAUUUGAAAAAGACAUGUACCACCCUGAAAGGAAAGCCAGGAGGCUGCAAGGUUGAGGCAGUUGAUAAAAAACAGAUCUCUGCGUACAUUAAGGAGAUCAAAAGCAUUAAAAGUGGAUAUAAGCCAAAAGAUAAAGACUCAGAAACCAGGUCCAGUAAGGACAGAAAAGAUCACAAGCCUGAAUUUGAAAAGAAAGAUGAUAAGUACUUCAAAAAGGAACACAAGGAGGAAAAACACAGGGGCCACCAGGGCUAUCAAGAGCAGCACUUCAAAGAAGGUGAUGGCAAGAAGCUUUCCAAGGGCAAAGAAGAGGGAUGCGAUAAGGGGAGUAAAUUUAAUCAGGUCGAUUUUCCAAGAAGACAUGAGAAAAAUGUGAAACAAGGAACAUACAACAAACACCAAGGCCAUUAUAAAGACUUUGAGAAGCACAAGUAUUUCAUUAAGCAAGAUGACAACAAAAAACAUGAUUAUAAAGUGCACAAAGAAUAUAGUAAGUACAGAGUAUUCAAACGCAGUAAGCAUUAUGGAGGUGAAAGCAUUUACAAGAAGGGUGGCAUGGGAAAACACUUCGGUAAAAAUAAAUUCAAAGAAAGUAGAAAACAUGACUAAUUAGGUUCAAGUUCCAACCUAGAUGUAUUUGUGAUGAGUUGCAAUGACUAGAAAAUAUUUCCACCUUGUGUGAAAUGACUAAACAGAAAUGUUAGUUUAUAUCAGUGAAGUGCAAUGUUUCUAAAUAAAAGUACAGCUAUUAUUGCACCAAA